Molecule: messenger RNA, 3092 nt
Organism: Nerophis ophidion (straightnose pipefish)
Lineage: Eukaryota; Metazoa; Chordata; Actinopteri; Syngnathiformes; Syngnathidae
Gene: wrnip1
Product: WRN helicase interacting protein 1
Exons: 7
Coding region: 4-1788 (594 amino acids)
Biological process (GO): DNA-templated DNA replication; regulation of DNA repair; DNA repair
Cellular component (GO): nucleus
Molecular function (GO): enzyme activator activity; single-stranded DNA helicase activity; ATP hydrolysis activity
Source: RefSeq, a predicted model, not a curated record
GAAAUGUAUGCCGGAAGCAAAAUGGCGAGCGACACGACAGACACGCCGCCUGACUCGGUACAGUGUCCUGUUUGUUUUAAAGACUUCAACUCUGAUUCUAUCAACGGUCACCUCGACGAGUGUCUGCUGAAGGGCGACAUUUCCCGCUGUUUGUCGACGGACGGCGGCGGACCACCUGUAAAGAAGUUUUGUUCCGACGCACCGCCUCAUCUCCCGGACUGUGGCGACCAUCAUACAGCGCCCUCCACCUCUUUCGGGGUAUUCUCCAUGUUUCACGGACACAAGCCAAAAGUGUCGCUUCAAAAUGACACGAAGGCUUCUUUUACCAACACAAGCGCGAGUGGAAACAAGGGAGUUAAGCGGAGUUUGCCGGCCGAACCUGAAACUGUAUGUUUGGGAACCCGCAAGAAGAAUGACGUACAGACAUUGAAUGCAGCACAGACUUUAAACCCACGGACACUGAUGACGUCAAACAAGCCACUGGCGGCGUUGCUCAGGCCAAACUCGCUGGAAGAAUACUUUGGUCAAAAUAAAGUUGUGGGCCAAGAGACGCUCAUGCGGUUUGUGUUGGACUCUCAGGAAAUACCCUCGCUCAUCCUCUGGGGACCACCGGGAUGCGGAAAGACCACUCUGGCUCACAUCAUAGCCAGCACCAGUAAGAAGAAGGGCACGGCUAGGUUUGUCACGCUCUCCGCCACCAGCUCGUCCACCGCAGAAGUGCGAGAAGUCGUCAAGCAGGCUGAGAACGAACUGCGCCUGUGCAAGAGGAGGACCAUCCUGUUUGUUGACGAAAUUCAUCGAUUCAACAAAUUACAGCAGGACACUUUCCUUCCUCACGUGGAAUGCGGAACUGUCACUCUGAUCGGUGCCACCACGGAGAACCCGUCCUUCCAGGUGAACUCCGCUCUGCUAAGCAGGUGCAGGGUGCUCGUUCUCGAGAAGCUCUCUGUGGAGGCAAUGGGCUCAAUCCUGGAGAGAGCUGUGGCCGCCCUUGGGAUCCGAGUGCUGGAACAGGAACAAUCCAAUCCCAAACACACAGACCAAACGGAUGAAAACGAGCCAAAGGUUUUCAUCGAACAAAAAGCUCUGGACACUAUCGCUUACCUUUGUGACGGUGAUGCGCGAGCAGGGCUCAACAGUCUGCAGCUGGCCCUUCAGGCUCAGGGCGGCUGGAACCGAGCGAGUCCUCUCGGACAAAACGAUUCCCCGAAGGAAAUAGUUGUGAAGGAGAAACACGUCAAGGAGGGCCUCCAGAGGUCUCAUGUUCUCUACGACAAAGCCGGCGAGGAGCAUUACAACUGCAUCUCAGCUUUGCAUAAGUCCAUGAGAGGCUCCCAUGAAAACGCCGCCCUCUACUGGCUGGGGCGUAUGCUGGAAGGUGGUGAGGAUCCACUCUAUGUGGCUCGCAGACUGGUCAGCUUUGCCAGCGAAGACGUGGGUAUGGCGGAUCCCCUUGCUCUUCCUCAAGCUGUAUCUACCUUUCAGGCCUGUCAUUUCCUUGGGAUGCCUCAGUGUGAGGUCAAUCUUGCUCAGUGCGUGGUCUACCUUUCACGAGCACCCAAAUCCAUGGAGGUCCACAUGGCCUACAAUAACGUAAAGGCUUGUCUGAGGAACCACAAAGGCCCCAUGCCUCCCGUCCCGCUUCACCUGCGCAACGCGUCCUCCCGCCUCAUGAAGCAGCUGGGCUAUGGCAAAGGUUACACAUACGAUUCCAAUGUGGAGCAGGAAUUCUUGCCCGAAGAGCUCCGGGGGAUCAAUUUCUUCACCCGGACAAACUCAUCGCUGUGACUACCAUAGGAGAUUAGGAAGGGACAUGUGAGCGGAAUGAUUGAAAGUCACUCACCCAGUAAGGUAAAGCAAGACUUAACAUGAAUAUCCAAGUUAAAGGGGAACUGCACUUUUUUGGAAUUUUGCCUAUCACUCACAAUAUCUAUGUAAGACAAGCACGCAUGAUCUAUUCCACAUGUAAAUCGCUCUACAAAACAUUAAAAACCUCAGUUUUAUAUACAUGCUGUAAGUAUAUAUUUAAUGUAGUAACAUGCACAUUCAUAAUAACAUGUAAUAAGUAUGUAUUUUGGUCAUUUUAAGCAUUAUGACAGCGCAUUGAUUUCACAGACGCAUCACAACAUUCUCUUUUCCUUUCAAAUAAAAUCCUAUUACUAAUCAUGGCAGACUUCAUAAGAGGCAACGACAACUACUUUGGGACAAAUGAUGAGUCAGAACGUUAAAAGCUGAACAAGAAAUACAAACUUCAAAGAUAACAAAACAAUCACUUACUCUAUAAUGUCUGCUCUCAAGAUUUGUUUUUCCCAUUUAGAAAAUGAAUAUAGCAUGUAUGUACUUAAAAAAAAGGUGUGUGCAAACAAGAGUCUCUUUGUGUCUCCCAGGCUAAUCAAAGUUGAUCAAUGCCCACAGCCUUCCACUAUACGAGUGAGAGGAAUGAAGUAUGAUUUAGUAUAAACUUUUAUCAACUCAGAGGCGAUGCAGCAGCUCACAGGCAUAGUAUGUCAUCAGCUCCAGUAGCUCGUUACCUGUCUGUGAUGAAGGUGCCGCAAAAAGUAGUUCCUCUGAGUUAGUUCCUGUAAAAACAAUAUCCAGGUCACAACAUGUAAAUGGAUUAUUGUUGGCGUUUUUUUAGAGAGAUUUAUGGGCGAAAUAGAUGACUCCCAUUAGCUAUGUUGUUAGCCGUGUAGUAUGAGCCGAAUAUUAUAAAUUAGAAUACAUACAAAAUAGAAAAACGUGUCACAUAGUGAUUGUGAAUGAUAGGGAAAAUUUCAAAGAAAGUGCAGUUCUGUAAGACAUCUUCAACUUAUACCCGUCUUUAGUUUAUUAGUCCUAAUAUUGAUUGCCAUCCAUCCAUUUUUCUACCGCUUGUCCCUUUUUGGGGUCGCGGGGGGUUCUGGAGCCUAUCUCAGGUGAUCGUUUGGAUUUAAAUGCCCAGUCUUGUGUAAUAUCUAUCAAACACAUAAACUGCAACUUGAUUGCAAUGUAUCUUUUCGGUCAAAUAUUCACUACUGUACAGUUUUGUGACACAUAGCCAUGUGGAUUUUUCUUCAAAUUGUAAGUUUAUAAAUAAAUACAUAUUGACUGAU